AAGCACCAACAGCCGCAAUGUGAAAGCCGCAAACGAAAAACUAUCAUUCUGAUACCGUGGUCGCCCACUUUCACACACUGCUGUUCCCAGCCCAUGCCCUCCGGCACCCGCUUCAUGACCAAUCAGAGAGAUACAGGAAGCCCAGUCCACUAACACUCCCAUACUGCUCGCACAGACGACCCAGACUGAGAAAUCAUCUUCAGACAUAUGAAAGAAGCAAAGGCAGGAAAAAAAAAACAACUGGUUUCAAAGCCACCGAGCUGAAAAAUCCAACAAGACAACUCCAGAGAUCUCCUUCAAGCCAUUUCCUCCAUGGAAAACCUGGUCAAGUCCUUAUGCUCUCCGUCAAGACGGCGGACACCAGACAGCGGCGAAGGGGGUGCGCGGCGGGGAGCGGGCGGUCCACCGUGCGCCGCGGAGAAGAAUGCCGGGACCUGCCGAGGAUCCUCCGCCACCAUUACCAAGUGUUCCCGGACCGCUUCACCGUGGAGACACCGACCAUCCGAGGCAUCAGCUGGACUCCGCUGCCAGAGGCUCUGAAUUCAAAGGACACAAUGAAACAGUUUCUUUCAGAUCGGGUUGUGAAGGCGGCAAGAUCGGUGUACAGCGUCAUGAUAGAGAGGAACCCCGGUCUGAUCCGUGACAGAAAGUAUCACCUGAAAACAUACAGGCAAUGCUGCUCCGGUAAAGAUCUGGUCGACUGGCUCAUGAAACAGAAUGAAUGCCUCCAAUCCAGAAGCCAGGCCGUUGGGAUGUGGCAGGUCUUGGUGGACGAAGGGAUCCUCGUUCACGUGAAACACGAGUUGAACUUCCUCGACAAGGACGCCCAGUUCUACCGCUUCCAGGACUUCCAGUUAGGCUCCAGCAGCAUCGCCAACGAGAAGGACUCAGAGGACGAACUGCAGGAGGCUCUGUCUCUGCUGUCUCAGCUGGGUCCAGAUGCUCUCCUCACAAUGAUUCUACGCAAAUGUCCCAGUCAGAGAAGUGCUGAGGACCUCGAGGUCAUCUAUGAGGAGUUGCUCCACGUGAAGGCCGCUGCUCAUCUCUCCACAUCAGUGCGGAAGGAGCUGGCUGCCGUCCUGGUCUUUGAAUCUCACCCUAAGGCCGGAACAGUGUUGUUCAGUCAGGGGGAUAAAGGCACCUCCUGGUACAUCAUCUGGAAAGGUUCGGUGAAUGUAAUCACACACGGGAAGGGCCUGGUUACCACUCUGCACGAGGGGGAGGAUUUCGGGCAGCUUGCUCUGCUUAACGAUGCUCCUCGCGCCGCCACCAUCAUCCUGAGAGAGGACAACUGCCAUUUCCUCCGUGUCGACAAACAGGAUUUCAUUCGGAUCCUCAAGGAUGUGGAGGCUAAUACCGUGCGACUGGAGGAGCAUGGGAAGUCUGUUCUGGUGUUGGAAAAGAGUGCCGACUCUGCGGAGCAGGGAGGAGCAGGAACCAACAGCAAGUACACAGUUAUGUCUGGAACGCCUGAAAAAAUCCUGGAACACCUCCUGGACACCCUAAAGCUGGACUCUAAUGGAAGCGAUCCCAUAGAUCCUUCUUUGAGUGACUUUCUCCUCACCCACAAAGUAUUCAUGCCGUCCAGUCAGCUGUGUCCUGCUCUGCAGAACUACUACCAGGCUGAGCUCUCUGAAGGGUCAGAGCAGGAGAAGGCCGCCUAUAUCCUGAAUGCCAAACAGAAGGUGGUGAAGCUGAUUGGCCAGUGGGUGGCACUGUUCGGCCUUCUGCUGAAAGAAGACUCUGUUGCUCUGGAAUUUUUGGAGAGCAUGAAAAAGGACGUGGCAGCUGAUUACCGUUUGUCCAGCAUUCUGAAAGAACAGUUUAGGGAGAGGAGGAGAGUAAAAGUACUGGAGAACGGAUAUCAGUCACUGAGCAGGAGCCAGCAAUUUGACUGGUUUUCACACUGUGAGGAGCCAUUGGGAAGGUUACAGCCAAUCAGAGCUCAAGACAAAGUGUUGUACGAGAUCUACCGAGGAGACAAGCCCCUCACCCUGAUGCUGCCUGUCGACACGUCUGUACAGGAUGCGAUGGCGGCCAUAGUCAAACCCGGCGGAGACCACGUACUGGUCAAAAUGAACUCCACAGGAGAUAGAGCACAGUUGAAACUAGAUGCAACCGCUUUCUACACUGCCCUGGGUCUCAACGAGAGGCUGUUCAUUUGCACAAGCAGCGAAGUGGAACAACUGAGGCCUCUGAAGGAGCAGCAGGGCCCAGAGCAAGGAACGACCGACGUCCUCGAGCAGAUGAGCUCCAAAGACAUCGCCACUGAGCUCACCAACUAUGACUGGGAGCUGUUCACCGCCAUGCAUGAGGUGGAACUCGUGUACUACAUAUUUGGGCGUCACAAGUUCCCGGGGGGCGUGACGGCUAACCUGGAGCGGUUUGUCCGGCGCUUCAACGAGGUUCAGUACUGGGUGGUGACGGAGCUGUGCCUCUGUGAGGAUCUGGUCAAACGGGCCAUUUUGCUCAAGAAGUUCAUCAAGAUUGCUUCAGUAUUAAAGGAGCAGAAGAAUCUGAAUUCGUUCUUCGCUGUGAUGUUUGGGCUAAGCAACAGUGCAGUGCACAGGCUGUACAAAACCUGGGAGAGAAUACCAAACAAGACAAAACGGAUCUACUGUGCAUAUGAAAGACUGAUGGACCCCACAAGGAACCACAGGGCCUACAGACUGGCUGUUGCUAAACUCAGCCCUCCCUACAUCCCCUUUAUGCCUCUGCUGCUGAAAGACAUGACAUUCAUCCACGAGGGAAACCCAAACUACACAGACAAGUUGGUCAAUUUUGAGAAGAUGCGAAUGCUUGCCAAGACAGUGAAAAUUGUUCGAGGAUGCAGGAGUCAACCGUAUGUGCCUUCAUCUCCACAGAGGGGCUUGGCUGAUCGGAUGUUUCUGGAAGGGCCUGCUUCUCGUCUAUCCACAUAUUCUGACCAUGCCCUUCCUCUACGGAGUCCCAGCAACAUCCGGCACUACAUUCAGAACCUGAAAGUGAUUGACAACCAGCGGAAGCUAACGCAGCUAUCGAGAACAAUAGAGUGUUAGAACAUUCGCCAGCAAAAUAUUUAAACACUGGAAAACUGAUCAAAUCGGAGGCAGAGAACCAACUGCAGCUGGAUGAAGAAAAACCUUCCCGCUCAACUGAAUAAAACGAGCCUCUGGUGACAAUAAGUGCCAUGGAAAUUCACUGUAAUUCAAGGAGUUCGGACGGCCUGUGAAGCUCUCUGCACUGCACAGAGAAAUGUGUGGCGUGCACAGUCAUGACCUCCGACCCUGAAUCUGUGUGCACAGGACUCUUGGGACAGUUUUUUUUAAUCCAACAAGCCUUACAUCACCCCAAAAAAGGCAAUGUAACACCAUGUACUAAAGUGUUAAUUUCUUUGGUGUCAAAAAUACAUUUUAUGUGACAUAUUGUAUACUGCUCUGUUUUGGAGCCAGCACAUUACAAAUCUGUGCCACAAAUAACCACUUAAUUUAGCUGUAUAUGCACUUUUGCUCUCCCUUUAAAUGUAACAAGUUGUCUCAUACCUUUUGGCAACAAAGUCUCUAACUGACAUGCACAUAAUUUCAUACUGUGUUGUUUUUUUCUAAAUAAAUUAUUUUCCCAGUUAUGUGUAUUCAAUGACAGCACAAUAAUGUGUAAAAAGGGAAAUAUUUUUAUUAAAGGUACAAACUGUAACAGGUCAGAUUUGGCAUUCCACCUGGGAGAAAAAAAAAACAAAAACAAAAAA
Messenger RNA from Menidia menidia (Atlantic silverside), 3724 nucleotides. Lineage: Eukaryota; Metazoa; Chordata; Actinopteri; Atheriniformes; Atherinopsidae. The record is from the annotation of a GenBank genome assembly.